Messenger RNA from Rubroshorea leprosula, 263 nucleotides. NCBI's taxonomy places the organism in Eukaryota, Viridiplantae, Streptophyta, Magnoliopsida, Malvales, Dipterocarpaceae. The record is from the annotation of a GenBank genome assembly.
GUUUGCCAGGUUAUGGGCCCAAUCGAGCCUAGUCCGCGGCGUUAAUUUCUUUUGGUAGCUAGGCUGUCAAGGUUUUCUGGACUAACCAAGUUUGAAUGGAGGAACUGGUUGAAGAAUUUCCACAGCUUAAGCCUUUGCAGAGUCAACAACCACCAUUCAUUCCCCCGGCCAUCCACUUCAAGCCCCCAGCUCUCUCCAGUACUCAACCUCAGUGUCAGGAGGUGAAACUGGUUGAAGAACUCCAGAAGCUUAAUCCCUUGGUG